AUGAACACAUAUAUAUUGGCCCAGGUGCUCGGCAAGAUCACGAAAGAUGGCGUGUUCAUCGAACGGCUGGAAACUGACCCGUCCAAGUACCUACCCGAUAUCAAAGAGAACCAGGUUUCAGAAGAAGUGGUGCAAGUGGACCUCAACCGACCAAUGAAGGACAUCCUUAGUGAACUCACCAAGCACCCCAUCAAGACCCGCCUGUCACUCACUGGGACCAUUGUCGUGGCGCGUGAUAUCGCCCACGCCAAGCUAAAGGAGCGUAUUGAGAGUGGGGAGGGUCUGCCACAGUACAUGAAGGACCACAUUGUAUACUAUGCCGGCCCUGCCAAGACUCCUGACGGCUACGCCUCUGGCUCGUUCGGCCCCACCACCGCGGGACGGAUGGACUCGUACGUUGACCUGUUCCAGAAGAACGGGGGCAGUAUGGUGAUGCUGGCCAAAGGCAACCGCAGCAAGGCUGUGACCAAGGCCUGCAAGGACAACAAGGGCUUUUACCUGGGCUCCAUUGGAGGGCCUGCAGCUAUCCUGGCGCAGAACAACAUCAGGAAAGUGGAGGUGCUCGACAAUAAGGAGGACGGCAUGGAGGCCGUGUGGAAGAUUGAAGUAGAAAACUUCCCGGCAUUCAUUGUGGUGGACGAUAAAGGCGAGGACUUCUUCAAGAAGUGGAGUGUCUAAAUCGGUUAACCCUUCGGAAAAACUGAGCUCGCCGAAUACAAAGAAUACGUAACGAACCACUUCAGACGACUUCACAUCUUACGACUGAUUUAGUAUAUACUAAACCGACGGAGGCACCUCUAUUGGGGAUCGUAGAGGAGCAUCGCCAGGUGAUCUUUGUGCUACAUUUCUAAUCUCUAGUAUAGUUUUGUUAAGGAUGAUCGGCAACUCACUAUGCUACCGUCGCCCAAGAGUGGGUAACAAUGUCCCCGCCCCUAAUUCUGCCAGAUGGGGCAGCUUUUGCUCGGGAGAUUCAAUUAAAGAACGCCGCUAAAUGUUGUUGACCUUAUCACGUUGUAGCUAGCGGGUAGGUGUAGAACCGUUGGUAAAUCUACCACCUGUAUAUCAUCCCUUUGAGAAACUGUAGUGUGGGCUUGUAUCCUACUUUGAUUCGUAUACGAGCCUACCAUUAAUUAGGCUCGCA
Messenger RNA from Sphaeroforma arctica JP610, 1141 nucleotides. RefSeq lists its product as hypothetical. The record is from RefSeq and is a predicted model, not a curated record. Bases 1 to 678 code for a protein of 225 amino acids. The transcript is spliced from 5 exons. NCBI's taxonomy places the organism in Eukaryota, Ichthyosporea, Ichthyophonida. Gene Ontology annotation, molecular function: hydro-lyase activity.